Messenger RNA from Micropterus salmoides (largemouth bass), 2131 nucleotides. It is a transcript of the gene cenpo, whose product is annotated as centromere protein O. The record is from RefSeq and is a predicted model, not a curated record. Lineage: Eukaryota; Metazoa; Chordata; Actinopteri; Centrarchiformes; Centrarchidae. The transcript is spliced from 6 exons. Bases 127 to 993 code for a protein of 288 amino acids. Gene Ontology annotation, cellular component: kinetochore; Mis6-Sim4 complex.
GGUUGAAGCUGUUGGGCGGCGCUACAACGAGUGACACAGCAGCCGCCAAAAUCAAAUAGCCACAACUUGUGAUUAUCGUCUUCGGUGAAACUACAUUAUUUAACACUAAAUAGAGAGUUGGGAAACAUGGAGGGAGCGACUGCGAAAGGUGUUUUGAGUCACCUGAGUCUGCUGGAAGUUCAGGCAAGAAGCCGCAAAACUCAACCGCAGCAGUCGAGUCGUGCGAAGGAGCUAAAGGCUAGAAGAGAAGCGCUGAUGACCCAGAGAGACCAGCUGAGGGCAGAGAUACAGACACACAAGAAUCUACAGAAACUGAGGGCAUCUAUGGACAAACAGCAUCCACAUGAGGAAGAGGGGGAAAUGGAUGAAGACUCAGAGAACUCGCAACUACUGCGGCUGAUGGCCAGACAUACACAACUGAAAGACCUCCUAUAUGCUCAUCACAUCAUUGGUGGUUACAAUGUCAUAAAGACUCGUCAAGGUAAAGGACUGUGCGUGUCUCUGGCAACGGCCUACGAGGGCGUCUACUUAGAAACCUACAACCUAGAGAUGGACCUGAAGCCAACGCUGAGAAUCAGUCGUCACAACAUUCCCCCGUUCAUUCCCUUGAACAGGCUGGCUGAACAGAACAACAUGCAGAAAGACAUGAGGAUGUUUCUGGAUACCCUCAACCAACAUCUCAACGCCUUUGCCGGUCGCAAGCAGCAGUUGAAGUUUGUGAAGGAACUCCAUACGUCCGUGGAAGUGAUGGAGAGCAAUGCUUUGUGUUCAAUAUUGGUGAUGAUGUUCACUGUGCCUAGAGAGAAGACGCCUGUUCUCUGCACGCUUGACUACACCGACCACACCAGAUGUCUUCCCACACGGGUCCACUUUGACUGUGAAGACAAGGAGCUCUCUCAUUCUCCAGAGUGGAAGAAAAACUGCAGCCUACUCCAGCAGACUCCUGUGCACAAAGCUUUGAUAACCAUGAGGAAGAUGGGGAAUAUUGUGUAAAAUAGUGAGACUGGGGGGGGGGAGGUGUACAUUCCCAUUGUUUAUAAUAAAACUUUUUUUCUUAAUGUUGAGGUAUUAAACUGCAAAUAGAAACUGUCGAGUUUCUCUAUGGGGGUUCCACAAGGAUUUGCAUGGUGCUUUUGUCCUUGAGUUGUUCUACGAAUGCCGCCACCCUGCUGUGUAAAGUUUCACUCUGAAACUGUCUCAGCCGCUCCAUUUCCUCUCGGGCUUUCUGCUGUUGCCUGGCCAGCUCUUUUUCUGAGAUUGAGUCAAUAGUCGCAAUGUUUUUCAUUUGCAUGAGAGAAAGGCUGCUCUGGAUGUUGCCCCUGUGUCUCACUGAGCUGGUGGGUUUGACUGAUGGCAGUGGUGCUGAUGUCGACCGACUCUGUUCCACCAGUUCUGAUCCUUUGUCGUAAUACUGGGAUUUGCUGGAAUACAAUCUCCUGCCAUGAGAGGUUUUAAUAUCUCUAAAGUGUGUCUCUGCAUUAUUGUGCUCUCCGAUUUCUUUCAUAGCGAUGUUGACCGUAGCUUUAGGCUCACAGACUUUUACCAUCACAACUCUUCUCUGUUCAUUUAUCAGCAAGUCUCUUCUUUGUUGAAGCAUUUUGCAAGUGUACCUGUACUGUUUGUCCAGCAUGUUUAGUUUAUGCUGGAGAUCCCUGUCCUCCUUUUGGUUCAACACUCUCAGAUCUCUCUGCAGCACACCAGCUCUUCUGAGACUUUCAUCCAUUAUAUACAAAGGCUUGAGAGAGAAAUAUGUUUUUGAGUACAUUUCUUUCUCCAAUUUAGUCACUUUUUCUUUAAAUUAAAGCGACAAAUGUCAUUUGCCUACCUGAUUUGUGUGCAAAGUCCCCCAGAGCGAUGUGUUACACAGGUGUUUGCUGCUAUGGCUGCAAUAUAAAAGCCUAUUAUAUUAGAAGUAAAGUGGUUGGGGCUGUUAGUCAUUGUGUACUGUCACAUUUCCUAGAGAUUCAAUUUCAAGGUGGUGUGCAGUCACCGGGCUUCUCGCAACUUGUGCAAAUUAACCAAUGACAAUGACUCCCUUUGUGAAAAGUACUUCCAUCACGUGUUUUGUCUCAUGUUAUGGAGGUCUAGUGCUUUGGGGAAGAAUGAAUAAAGAAUUACUUUCUCACAUGAA